Molecule: messenger RNA, 1761 nt
Organism: Penicillium lagena
Lineage: Eukaryota; Fungi; Ascomycota; Eurotiomycetes; Eurotiales; Aspergillaceae
Exons: 2
Coding region: 1-1761 (586 amino acids)
Source: RefSeq, a predicted model, not a curated record
AUGGCCGUCAACCUGGCCGACGAUGAACUGUUCACGAGGGCCAUCUCUGGGUAUCGCGAGGCAUUUUUGGUUCAGCACUCCCACCUCUCGGAAUCCGAACGAAACCAGCUCUGGAGUCAGCGACUGAGCCAGUUCCUCCCCGCCAACGAUGACGACGACGAGGGCCCGACAGGCGGCAAAUCGGGGAAACGAACUCGACAGGAUACACCGCGGACGCUUCCCUCUUCUGGUUCUGGUCUUCCGCAGGCGAAACGACGAGCCACCACCCCGGAUCUUCCAGUCGCCGCCGAUGCCACGCAGGCCCCCUCCGUCGACAAAGGACCGGGGUCCUACCGGCACACGCCCAUGGUCCGCUCGCAGAGCCAGCAGAUCCCGGUCUCUCACCGGCGGCCCCCAGCCAGUUCGGUCAUGGGCAAACGGCUCUCUCUCAGGGCGUCCGCGACCACGCGGCGCCUUGACCAUGUCGACGAGUACUCGCCGUCCGAAUACGCAAAGCACUAUUUGGAUGACUCUCCCAGCCAGCCUCCACGCUCGGCGUUGACUCUCGGGCUCACGGCACAGCAUCCUGGACCAUCUGGAUCGGUAUCCUUUCAGCAGCACCGGCCAUCAUCCCUCCAGGCAGACCAGCCUCCGGCCGCCGCCGUGGAAAUGCGACGCAGCGUGACGACUGACACGCUCUGCGGCGGGUUCAACUCGUUCAGUUUCGACUCAGCGGGAUCGGGUGUGGAUCUCGGCUCCAUGUAUUCCAUCCCCCCGGAGUUGGUGUCCAUGGCCACCUCCGAUACACCGUAUCAUGAUCCCCUUCCUUCUCCCGUGCAACCUGACAUAGAUUCCCAUGUACUAUUUCCAUUUUCUCAACCCACUUCCUUCUCGACUUCCGCGCCGCGCAUCACCUCUUACCCGCUGCUGAUGCCUUCAUUCGCCAUGGCGGUGGACACGCGGUUGUCAAGCUCGAUCGACAGCGACCAUUCAUCCACGUCGCCGCCCUCCCGCGCCUCCCGGCGGGCUCAAGAACAGAUUGCCCAUGGCGCUCGCCCCAUCGCCCCCAAGCGGGAGACAGACACCAGCAUCUCAUCCCAGCCCGUUCCGACCGAUGCACCUAAGAUGGUCCGGAUCUCCUCCGCGGACGGCACAGCCAAAGAGGUGGCAGCAAUUCCCAAAGUGACCGUUCAACGGCCACAGCGGCCCAAAACCUACUGCCGGCUGUGUAACGACCAGCCCGACGGGUUCCACGGCGACCACGAGCUACGCCGACACAUCGAGCGCGUGCACGCCCCCGUCCGCAAAGUUUGGGUGUGCGUGGACAUCUCGCCAGAUAAGACUUUCCUGGCCAACUGCAAAGCAUGCCGCAAUGGCAAACGCUACGGGGCCAACUACAACGCGGCCGCGCAUCUGCGUCGCACCCACUUCAAUCCCUGCCAGCGUGGCCGUGGCGGCCGCGGCAAGGACAGCGAGAAGCGCGGCGGCAAGGGUGGUGGCAACCAUCCCCCGAUGGAGGUGCUGCGCCACUGGAUGCGCCAGACCGAGGAGGUAGCCGAUGAGAACCUCCUGCGCGAUCUGGAGGCCGGCGAGCCGGCCCUUGACGCACCGCCCGUCGCCCUGCCCGACGGGGGCUACAGCAACGCUGAGCUCGGCAUGGAGGCGACCGUGAUGCACGGAUAUGACGCCCUUGCUCCAUUCGACAUCGAUCCCGCGCUGGACGCGCCAUUCUACCUCGACGCGCAGGCGUUGCCGUCGGAGCUCGAGUCGUACGUCAUGUAA